This is a messenger RNA of Siniperca chuatsi (mandarin fish), 6080 nucleotides long. RefSeq names its product glutamate receptor, metabotropic 5a (gene grm5a). Gene Ontology annotation, molecular function: G protein-coupled receptor activity involved in regulation of postsynaptic membrane potential; adenylate cyclase inhibiting G protein-coupled glutamate receptor activity. The transcript is spliced from 18 exons. Gene Ontology annotation, biological process: regulation of synaptic transmission, glutamatergic; G protein-coupled glutamate receptor signaling pathway; trans-synaptic signaling by endocannabinoid, modulating synaptic transmission. The record is from RefSeq and is a predicted model, not a curated record. NCBI's taxonomy places the organism in Eukaryota, Metazoa, Chordata, Actinopteri, Centrarchiformes, Sinipercidae. Gene Ontology annotation, cellular component: postsynaptic density membrane. The coding region runs from base 266 to 3898 and encodes 1210 amino acids.
UGUGCGUCAGUAAGUCAAACAUGUUCCAAUAACGGACUAUAUUAUCUGCUGCUAUUUGCAGUUUGCUGUAGCAAGGCGCCAGACUGAGCUUGAGCAGAAACCUGCAGCGCUUUUCUUAUUUCUCUUCUGUGAUAGAAACGGUCUCAAAAGGGAUGGCAUCUGCAAGGCUGACAGAAAAGAGGAAUCUAACCCUUAUCCCUGUCACUAUGAGCACCAUGCCAAAGACAAAACAUUCAUCUGAACCUCAGCUCUAAGAGGACAGAGGAUGGCAGGAGGUGUGAGAAGGAACGCGGGGAUGGGAAAUAGAUUAGGGCUAUAUGUGAGGCUGUUGGCAGUGUGUGUGUUACUGGGAACUGAUCUGAGCUGGCUGGGCCUGAAAGACCAGGUUGGGGUCAAUGCCCAGAACACUGAGAGAAGGGUAUUAGCACAUAUCCCUGGUGACAUCAUCAUAGGAGCUCUGUUCUCUGUCCACCACCAACCACCUGCAGACAAGGUCCAUGAGCGAAAGUGUGGUGCGGUGCGUGAGCAGUACGGGAUCCAGAGAGUGGAGGCCAUGAUGCACACUCUGGAUCGAAUUAACGCAGACCCCGCAAUCCUCCCGAAUAUCACUCUGGGCUGCGAGAUCAGGGACUCAUGCUGGCACUCUGCGGUGGCGCUGGAGCAGAGUAUUGAGUUCAUUCGGGACACGCUAGUGUCCAAUGAAGAGGAGGAGAGCCUGGGCAGGUGUCCUGCAGAGGCAGGAAGCUUGCUGGUGCAGGGGAAGAAGCCCAUCGUGGGACUGAUUGGACCAGGAUCCAGCUCUGUGGCCAUCCAGGUGCAAAAUCUCCUCCAGCUCUUCAACAUCCCACAGAUAGCGUACUCCGCCACUAGCAUGGAUCUCAGUGACAAGAGCCUGUAUAAAUAUUUCAUGAGGGUGGUGCCAUCAGAUAUGCAACAGGCCAGAGCCAUGGUGGACAUUGUCAAGAGAUACAGCUGGAGCUACGUGUCGGCAAUACACACAGAGGGUAAUUAUGGGGAGAGUGGUAUGGAGGCAUUUAAAGACAUGGCAGCAAAGGAGGGGAUCUGCAUCGCCCACUCUGAUAAGAUAUACAGCAACGCAGGAGAACAGAGCUUCGAUAAGCUGUUGCAGAAGCUACGAGGCCACCUGCCCAAAGCCAGGGUGGUGGCCUGCUUCUGCGAGGGCAUGACGGUCCGAGGCAUACUGAUGGCCAUGAGACGACAACGCCUAGUGGGAGAGUUUCUGCUGGUUGGAAGUGAUGGCUGGGCGGACAGGUACGAUGUGACCGAUGGCUACCAGAAGGAGGCGGCGGGUGGUAUCACUAUAAAGUUAAAGUCUGCGUAUGUGACCUGGUUCGACAACUAUUACCUGAACCUGAAGCCUGAUGCCAACCUGAGGAACCCCUGGUUCCCCGAGUUCUGGCAGCAUCGCUUCCAGUGCAGGCUGAGGGGACAUCCGCAGGAAAGCAGCAUGUACAACCGCACCUGCACCUGGAGAGAGUCUCUGCGCCAUCAGUAUGCCCAAGACACCAAGAUGGGCUUUGUCAUAAAUGCCAUCUAUUCCAUGGCUUACGGCCUGCACGCCAUGCAGGAAACCCUCUGUCCGGGAUAUAAAGGUCUCUGUGAGACCAUGCGGCCCAUUGAUGGCCGCAAGCUGCUGGAAUUCCUGAUGAAAACCAACUUUACUGGUGUAUCUGGGGAGACCAUCCUCUUUGACCAGAAUGGAGACUCACCUGGCAGGUAUGAAAUCAUGAACUUCAAGCGCAUAGGCGAGGAUCAGUACGCUUACAUCCAUGUGGGAAGCUGGGAUCAGGGCGGCCUAAAGAUGAACGAUGAAGAAAUCUGGAGUAACAACAGUGACCAGUCAGUGAUCCAGUCAGUCUGCUCUGAGCCCUGCCAGAAGGCACAGAUCAAGGUGAUCCGUAAAGGAGAGGUGAGCUGCUGUUGGACUUGCACUCCCUGCAAGGACAAUGAGUUUGUGUUUGAUGAGUACACUUGUCGAGCCUGUGUCCUUGGCUCCUGGCCCACAGAUGACCUCACUGGUUGUGAGCCAAUCCCGGUGCAGUAUGUGCGCUGGGGGGAUCCAGAGCCCAUUGCUGCAGUGGUCUUCGCCUGUCUGGGCCUCAUGGCUACACUUUUUGUUACUUCUGUCUUUAUCAAAUUUUGGGACACUCCUGUGGUCAAGUCAUCCAGUCGUGAGCUCUGCUACAUCAUCCUGGCUGGAAUAUGUCUGGGCUACCUGUGCACCUUCAGCCUUAUCGCCAAGCCCCAUAUAAUCUACUGCUACCUCCAGCGGCUGGGAAUUGGCCUGUCCCCUGCCAUGAGCUACUCUGCCCUGGUCACCAAGACCAACCGUAUUGCACGGAUUCUGGCAGGCAGCAAGAAGAAGAUCUGCACCAAGAAACCGCGCUUUAUGUCCGCCUGCGCACAAUUGGUCAUCGCCUUCCUACUCAUACUGCUGCAGCUGGGGAUUAUUGUGGCACUUCUUAUCAUAGAGCCACCACAGGUGAUCUAUGACUACCCCAGUAUCCGUGAGGUGCACUUGAUCUGCAAUCUGACCACUCUGGGGGUGGUGGCGCCUCUGGGCUACAAUGGCCUGCUUAUCCUUAGCUGCACCUUCUACGCCUUUAAGACUCGUAAUGUUCCGGCAAAUUUUAAUGAGGCCAAGUAUAUUGCCUUUACCAUGUACACCACCUGUAUCAUCUGGCUGGCCUUUGUUCCUAUUUACUUUGGCUCCAACUACAAAAUCAUAACCAUGUGCUUUAGUGUCAGCCUCAGUGCCACAGUGGCUCUCUGCUGCAUGUUUGUCCCAAAGGUGUACAUCAUGCUCGCCAAGCCUGAGAAAAAUGUCCGGAGUGCUUUCACAACCUCUACAGUGGUGCGCAUGCAUGUAGGUGAUGCAAAGAAAGCUGCUAAGUCCAAAUCCUCUAGCAGCAUGGCCAACUUCUUUAGACGCCGUGGGUCUGCACAGGACAACAUCAGUUCCAAUGGGAAAUCGGUGACAUGGGCGCAGAAUGAGCGCAGCUACAGACCAAACCUAUGGAAGAGGAUGUCAUUCCACGUCAAGAAAAAGGAAGCAGUCGAGGUGAACCAGACAGCCAUCAUCAAGCCCUUCUCUAAAGGCGGAGAUACACCUGCGGACACUAGUGUCAAAGAGCAGUACGAAGAGCCACAGGUGUCUCAGCCCUUCACCUGCUCCCCUGCUCAGUCACCUCUGCCCACCAUCAGCCAGCAUGCAGCGAAGGCAAGGGGCUUCCAGGGAGGAGAGGAUGGCGAGGAGCCACAAGCUUUACCCACGUAUGUACCUGAGCACCCUGCUGGGGUCAGAAGAAGAGGUGGGGACAACAGCCAGGGUGUUAGUAUGGUAGAUGGUGGAGACAUUAGCAUCAUAGGUGUGGGUGACAUUGGCAUAGGAAUGAUUGGCGGACAACCUCAGGGCACCACUAUCAUGGACCAAAUCAGCUGUGUGGUUAACCGUUUCACUGCCAACAUCAGUGAGCUGAACACCAUGAUGCUGCCAGGGGGAGCCACCGUCAGCCCCACCUCCACCACUGCUCUGCCCGCAGCUACAGAUGCCGCCCCCUGCCCACCUCAGUAUCUCGCAACCAGGAGCAGACAGGCCCCCUCCACUGUCACCACAUAUGCUGAGGUCGCGGCCGUCUCCAAUUUCUGCGAGAAUCGACCAGCAGGUAAGAUUUAUGAGCACCUGGCCGGGACUUGCGUGAGUGGCAGGCGAGCCAAGGAUGUGGAGGAGCUGGUGGCUCUGACGCCUCCCUCCCCGUUUAGAGACUCAUCUCUGAGCUCCGACGGCAGCUCACCCCCCUCGCUGUCCCCAGCUUCUGAGGCUGAAUAUGACCAACUGCUGCUGAAACACUACAGCCACAGCUCCUCCUCUCUCUAAACCUGCUCUCUCUACACCUUUGUCUCCUUGUUUAUCAUCUAUUUGGGAGUAUUUUAAACUCCAAAAGACAAAGCUUCAGACUGGACCAAAUUCUUGGAUGCCUUUCUACAUGUGGAUACUCUGAAUGUUUAAGCAGUUUUUGAAAUAUAUUUUCCUUUUCAGAUUGGAUUUAAUGCACCCACACAUUCCUCCAUUGAGAGGUCUGAGUACCAGUGGCAAGAUUGCAAAUACUAAAUGCUGAAAUUAAGCUAAGCAAUGUCAGUGCUUCAUCUUUGGUCACCAAGUGAGUUAAAAACGUGACAAACUGAAACGCACAUACGGGCAUUUUACAGACUUUUAAAUGACACAGGUACUGACGCAGGUUUCUAGCUCAGUUUUAAACUUUUCAAGUUCCAAAGAAAAUAAGUUAAGAGAGAUAAGAUAAGUUGAGAAAACAAAUGUAAAAUCGCCAGUUACGUUUUUAUUUAAUUAUAAAAUGGUUAUCAAUCAUAAGUGGGGGAAAUUUACCAAAUAUCUAUGUUCAGUGUUUCUUUGGAUUAUGCCAAAAUGGCUCAUAUAUUGAAUCAAAAUGGGAUUUGAUUUUUUUAGGUAAGGUAUUAAAACACUAAAGAUAGUAUUUCAGUUGUUUUUUUUAUUUUUUAUUAUAUUUUGCAUCAUCUAUUAUCUCAAAAACACAGAAAGCGGGAUUAGUUUGUAUUGCUAAUAUAAUUGCUGUUGACUUUCUGUACACGUGAUGUUUUUGUCACUGACAAAUUGCCCUAGUCUUAUAUUGUGAGAACCGCGUGGAUGCAAAUCGUAUUAGCAUGAAGACAUCUGUCCAGAAGAAAAAAGCUCAAAUAACUUUGCCUGAAAUCAAAAGGUCAAACGUGACACAUUUUUUCUGCCAUCUAAUUUAUCGGCAAUCCUGGAAGACAUAAGCGAGCAUUUUGUAUCUUAAAGGAGAAAGUGAACAGAUGCUGCACUGUGCAAAUCAGGAGGCAGGUUUUUCUGUGAAGAGAGUUCUCAAUGACCUUCCCUUUUCUUGGAAAGGAAACAUUUACUGAGAAUGAAACAUCAUGGACUCAACAUCAUCAGGUGUCUAACCCACAAAGAGCUUAUGGACUACUUGGAUGUCUUAAAUAAUUUUCUCUAGAUGUGACUUAGUUGAAUGUACGAUAAGUUAUCAGUUUGAACUGGACCAAAAUGAUCUUCCACCUCAGGAUGUGUCUCAACCAAAAUACUUUCUGACUUCAACUCCUACCUGCUGAAUCAGCGCCGUCAUCUGUUCAAAAUGCUCAAAAUGUUUCCAGUUUGCAUGAUGUCAAGAUUUGUUUAAGUUAUAUUUGUAAUGAAUUACUUUUUAAUAUCGUACAUGUCAAACCAAUUAAGAUUAAUAGAUACAGUAGCAAAGUAAUGAUACUAUUAGUGAUGUUGAUGUAUUUUUAAAAUUAAUUUUAGGAGAGAAACAAACUGAAAGUGUGCUCGAUUUUUCAGACAUCUAUUGCAAAACAGCUUGUUUCCAGCCUGGCUUUUUACCUACAUAUGUGCCAAUGUCUCCUUGCAGUAAAUUGGAUUGUGUUUCUAUAAAUGGGCUCACAUUGAGAAUUCUUCUGCGAGCCCAUUUAGAUUCUAAUCGGUCAAGCAUUUCAGGCAUUAUAAGGAGGACAUUAUUUUUUUAGAAUAUUUUAUGACUAUUUUGACUAUGUUAUUUCUUAUGCUUGAACAUAUUUAUUCAAAUGAAGUCUUUUUUAAAAAUUCUUUUUAUUUUUUUGUAUCUGCAUUUUGGCCUCUCUGAGGAUGUACAUUAAUGAUAGUAUGGAUUCAUUGGCUAGCAGAUGUAACUGAUGAUGUUCAUGUGGGAGUUAGCUUGUGUUUGUUUAUCAGAUGGGUUUUUUGACUCUGGCUUCAGUCCUUAUUUUUUCUGUAUGUUUACACUGGCAGAAAUGUUCAUGUUCAUGUUUUUUGAAAUGUGCAGUAUUUUCUACUGGUUUUCAAUGUAAAAGUCAUCAUAGACAAUUGCCAUAUUUGCAUGCAGAUUUGUGCCAACUGAAAUUUUGCAGGUGCAUACUACUCUUUAUACCAACAAUUCACAGUUAUAAUCUACAGAAGACAUAUGUCUUGAUCUUAUCUCUUUGUCUGCCUUUCAGAUAUAGCCAGAAUUGACUAUUUAGACUUGUGCUGCAUUAAAGGUUUCCAUCCAAAA